AUGGUGAAGCUGCCCGUGAAAGCCAAGCGAAGGCCCGAUAACAAAGGCUGGAGCUUCAGUUGGGAUGAAGAUUCGUUACUGUUGCAGCUCAAGGAUGGCUUGCCUAAAGACAUGGAAGUUAUCUAUGUUGGGCUGUUGAAGGUCGAAGUAGAGGGGAAUGAGCAGGACGAUGUGUCUCAGGUUCUGCUCGAGAAGUUCAAAUCUGUACCUGCUUUCCUCCCUUCAGAUGUCUUCGACAAAUUCUAUCGGGGUUUCUGUAAGCAGCAGCUCUGGCCUCUGUUUCAUUAUAUGCUCCCAUUCUCGGCUGAUAAUGGUGGAAGGUUUGAUCGUGCUCUUUGGGAAGCGUACGUUUCUGCGAAUAAACUCUUCUCGCAGAAGGUGAUCGAGGUGAUUAACCCAGAAGAUGACUACGUCUGGAUUCAUGACUACCAUCUCAUGGUGCUUCCCACCUUCUUGAGAAGGCGCUUCAACCGUUUGCGAAUGGGUUUCUUUCUCCACAGCCCAUUUCCUUCAUCUGAGAUCUACAGGACUCUACCUGUUAGGGAAGAGAUCCUCAAGGCACUGUUGAAUUCAGACCUGAUUGGUUUCCACACUUUCGACUAUGCUCGGCAUUUCCUCUCCUGUUGCAGUCGGAUGUUGGGUUUGGAUUAUCAAUCCAAGAGAGGUUACAUUGGGUUGGAAUAUUAUGGAAGGACUGUUGGGAUCAAGAUCAUGCCCGUUGGAAUCCACAUGGGUCAGAUUUGUUCUGUGCUGAGACAGGCUGAUGAGGAGUGGAGGGUUGCAGAGCUUAAGCAGCAGUUUGCGGGGAAGACUGUAUUGCUUGGCGUUGAUGAUAUGGAUAUCUUUAAAGGGAUUAAUCUGAAGCUCUUGGCAAUGGAACAGAUGCUCAAGUUACACUCCAAGUGGCAGGGAAGGGCUGUACUUGUUCAGAUUGCGAAUCCUGCCAGGGGUCAAGGGAGAAAUCUUGAAGAGAUACAAGAAGAAAUACAGGCGAGUUGCAGGAGGAUUAAUGAACAAUUCGGUCACCCUGGUUAUGAACCGGUGGUGUUCAUUGAUAGACCUGUUUCGGUUAGUGAAAGAAUGGCCUUCUACACUAUUGCCGAGUGUGUCGUUGUCACGGCUGUGAGGGAUGGUAUGAACCUUACUCCGUAUGAGUAUAUCGUGUGCAGGCAGGGUGCCUCUGUAGCUGGGUCGAGUUCAGAGUCAACAGGGCCAAAGAAGAGCAUGCUGGUGGUGUCAGAGUUCAUUGGUUGUUCGCCUUCACUUAGUGGAGCGAUACGGAUCAACCCAUGGAAUGUUGACGCCACUGCAGAGGCAAUGAAUGAAGCUAUUUCAAUGGCAGAUGCUGAGAAACAGCUGAGGCAUGAGAACCAUUACCGCUAUAUAAGCACCCAUGAUGUGGCUUUUUGGGCGCGAAGUUUCUUGCAAGAUUUGGAGAGAACUUGUAAAGAUCAUUUCAGGAGAAGAUGUUGGGGAAUUGGGUUGAGUUUCGGUUUCAGGGUUGUGGCACUUGAUCCUAAUUUCAGAAAGCUUUCCCUAGAUGCCAUUGUUGCAGCAUACUCAAGGGCUAAGAGCAGAGCCAUACUACUGGACUAUGAUGGCACUGUCAUGCCUCAAACCUCCAUAAACAAAAAACCAAGUCAAGAGGUUAUCUCCAUUCUUAACAUACUAUGUGGUGAUGAUAAGAACACAGUCUUCAUUGUUAGCGGAAGAGGGAGGGAAAGUCUGGGAAUGUGGUUUUCUCCAUGUGAGAGGCUCGGGAUUGCAGCUGAGCACGGUUACUUCUUGAGGUGGUUGCGUGAUGAUGAAUGGGAAAUCUGCGGGCAGAAUAUUGAUUUUGGGUGGACACAAAUGGCUGAGCCUGUAAUGAAAUUGUAUACAGAAUCUACGGAUGGUUCUUCCAUUGAAACUAAGGAGAGUGCCUUGGUUUGGCACCAUAGGGAUGCGGACCCCGGCUUUGGAUCCUCUCAAGCAAAGGAGCUGCUGGAUCACCUAGAGAGUGUGCUAGCAAAUGAACCAGUUGCCGUGAAGAGUGGUCAGUUCAUUGUCGAAGUGAAGCCUCAGGGAGUCAGCAAAGGUCUCAUUGCAGAAAAGAUCUUCACUACCAUGGCUGAGAAAGGGAGGCAAUCAGAUUUUGUGCUAUGUGUCGGGGAUGACAGAUCAGAUGAGGACAUGUUUGAGAUCAUCGGUGAUGCUAUGAACAAGAAUAUCCUUUCUUACCAUACUGCUUUAUUUGCCUGCACAGUUGGGCAGAAGCCAAGUAAAGCCAAGUAUUAUUUGGAUGACACAACUGAGGUCAUCAACAUGCUGGAAGCUCUUGCUGAAGCAUCUGAUUUAACAUCCCCGAAAUCAUCUGAUUCAUCAUUCCCCGAAGCAGGAACUGCAGAGGAGCCUUGACCUCUUCCUCCAGUGCUUCCUUGUCUUGGGGGACACCCGUGUGCUCUAUCAAUGAAAACUUGGGAAGAUUAUGGAAGCCUGGAACUGGAAGAGGCAAUUGUCAUUUGCACAGUUCAGUUAAAUGAAAAUUUUGUUUGAAGAUUCUUUGUGGCCUACUGUGAUUUGGGUGGUGGAUUGCUAAAAAGAGUAAACACCAGCAGGUUGGAAUAUCCCUGUAAGUUAUAAAGCAGUAAAGAGUACUCACAUACUGACGGCGGGAGUAUUUCUGCUGCAUCGGCUCAAGCAUUUGAAUGGGUUAACCAUUGCUAAAGCUUUAUAUAUGUGGAAAGACUCGACUCAACUGAAAGAAAUGAAAGAAAUGCCAUUUUUUUUUUGUGUAGCCAUAGUUCACUUUCAGCUUUUUAGCGAGGAGCCAGACAACAGGGUUAGAAGAUCUUUUGUGGCUGCCUAGAAACUUUUGGGAGGUGAGAGACAGCAGGACAAAUGCAUAUAUUGGCUGGUUGUUAGAAUGUAAUAUGGAAUAUAUUACUGAUAAUAUAGUUGCUAAUUUUU
Telopea speciosissima is the source of this 2949-nucleotide messenger RNA. Its product is annotated as probable alpha,alpha-trehalose-phosphate synthase [UDP-forming] 7. The coding region runs from base 1 to 2397 and encodes 798 amino acids. NCBI's taxonomy places the organism in Eukaryota, Viridiplantae, Streptophyta, Magnoliopsida, Proteales, Proteaceae. Gene Ontology annotation, biological process: trehalose biosynthetic process. Gene Ontology annotation, molecular function: catalytic activity. The transcript has 4 exons. Gene Ontology annotation, cellular component: cytosol. The record is from RefSeq and is a predicted model, not a curated record.